Molecule: messenger RNA, 1853 nt
Organism: Dioscorea cayenensis subsp. rotundata (Guinea yam)
Lineage: Eukaryota; Viridiplantae; Streptophyta; Magnoliopsida; Dioscoreales; Dioscoreaceae
Product: UDP-glucuronate 4-epimerase 3-like
Exons: 2
Coding region: 235-1602 (455 amino acids)
Source: RefSeq, a predicted model, not a curated record
UUUCUAAAAACAAGUAAAACAGUGAGAGAAUCAAGGGAGACCACCCUCCCCAAUUCUCUUUCUCCCUCUCAUCCAAAAUUCAAUCAAAGAAAUCCCAUUCUCCAACGGCCCAUUCUCUCCCUCCAUGAACCAUCAUCAACAUCAUCAUCAUCAUCAUCUCCAUCUCUGAGAACCCACCUCCAUUGCUCGUUGCCCUCUUGUUCAUCGACUUCCUCCACUCUCUCUGUUUCCCAGAUGUCACAGCUGAAGACUAUGGCUCUCGGCGAUGGUGUGGCCUCGAAUUCGGGGAAGUUCAAGCCAGAGAAGCCACUCCACCACCACCACCGAGCCGCUCACCUCCAUCGAUGGCAUCAGCAGCACUGCAUCGCCGUUUGGGGCCUUCUUGCCAUUGCCCUUCUCAUCGCCUUCUUCGCCUUCUCCCCCCGCCCCUCCACACCGUCUCGCCGACACCUCUCCUCCCCUCACUCUUCCUGGGGAGGUCCUCUUUGGGAGAAGCGCGUCCAAGCCUCUGCCCGCGUCCGCCUGACUUCAUCCUCCUCUCGCCGUGCCAUCUCCGUCCUCGUCACCGGCGCUGCUGGCUUCGUCGGUAGUCACUGCUCCAUUGCCCUAAAACGCCGUGGCGAUGGCGUUCUUGGCCUUGAUAACUUCAAUGACUACUACGAAACCUCCUUGAAACGCGCCCGCCAGGCCCUUCUCGACCGCGCUGGCGUCUUCGUCGUCGAGGGAGACAUCAAUGACGCCAACCUCCUCCGCAAGCUCUUCGAUGUCGCUCCCUUCACUCACGUUCUCCACCUUGCCGCCCAGGCCGGCGUUCGCUACGCCCUCCGCGACCCUGCCUCCUAUGUUCGCUCCAACGUCGCCGGCCUCGUCUCCAUUCUCGAAGCCGCUCGGUCAGCGUCCCCCCAGCCCGCUAUCGUCUGGGCCUCGUCGUCAUCCGUCUACGGCCUCAACUCCAAGGUUCCCUUCUCCGAAUCCGACCGCACCGACAGCCCCGCCUCUCUCUACGCCGCCACAAAGAAGGCCGGCGAGGAGAUCGUCCACACUUACAACCAUAUCUACGGCCUCUCCAUCACUGGCCUCCGUUUCUUCACCGUCUACGGACCUUGGGGUCGCCCGGACAUGGCCUACUUCUUCUUCACCAAAGACAUCCUCCGUGGCAAACCCAUCUCCAUCUACGAGGGCCCCGACCACUCCACCGUCGCCCGGGACUUCACCUAUAUUGACGACAUCGUCAAGGGAUGCCUUGCCUCCCUCGACACAUCCCAGAAGAGCACCGGCAGCGGUGGCAAGAAGCGUGGUCCGGCCCAGCUCCGCAUUUUCAAUCUCGGCAACACCUCCCCUGUGCCGGUAGGUGAGCUCGUCAGCAUUCUCGAGCGUUUGCUGAAGGUGAAGGCUAAUCGCAAGGUGGUGAAGAUGCCGAGGAAUGGUGACGUGCAGUUCACUCAUGCUAACAUUAGCCUCGCCCAGAGAGAGCUCGGGUACCACCCAGUCACCGACCUCCAGACCGGGCUGAAGAGGUUUGUAAAGUGGUACCUUGACUAUUACUCGCCGCAUUCAUUGGUGGUGAAAAAAGUCUCUAGCAUUGGUGGACUUAGCUCAUAACAAAAGUGAGGUGUUUUAGCUCAAACUCAUUGCAGCAUUCCAAUUCUUGAGGGCAUUCAUGAUAAGGAAAUGAUGUGCGCCAUGUCUGUGAUUUGGUAUUCUGCUACAUUUAUUUCCUCUCUUGAGAAUUUUGUUUGGUUUCUUUCAUUUUGAAGUAUUGGAGUGAUGUUAUUGUUUCAAUUAUACUUUGGGCAUCUUGCUGUAGAUGAUUGAUUAUUACAUGAAUAUAUGCUUUUUAUUGGCCUUGUUUC